CUGCCCCAGGAACCAGCUCUGCGCGCCGCGGGGGGGAGGCGCGGCGGAAGCUGGCAAAGCCCUAGGGGGUCUCAGGAGAGCUGGGACUCCGCAGGAGGAGGGAGGUGGGGAGAAGGGCAGGGGAGCUAGUGCGCAAGUGCCGGGCGCGUGGCCUUGCCCAGCACAGAGCGCGCGCGUCCCAGCUCGUUCUGCGCCUACGAGAGCGGCAGCACGCGCCUGUGCUUGCCGCAGUGCCUGUUCCCUAGACAAGUGCGCAUGCGCGUCCACAAUCCUCCCGCACUGCCUAGUGUUGCGCGUCGGGAACUUGGGGGGGGGGUUCGCCGCCCAGGUCCCCUCGGUACCAUGGUGCUGAGCGGUUGCUCCGGGGUCGGGCUUUGGGGCAGGGCUCGGAUGGGGGUCCAUGGUCUCAAACAGCCCCUGAUGGGCGCCUCCAAAAUCCAGCAGAGGCGCAAGUUGGGAGCCCCUGGGGGGCAGAGGGGCUCCCCCGGGGCGGCUGGGAGGGCCCCUGCGGUGCAAGUGGCGCCCCCCAGGUUUGCUCUGGGGCCCCUGGCUGCCCAUUCGAGGCCUUGCGUGGGGGGCCCCCGCAGCAGCGUAGAGGGGCAGCACUGGGAGGGCAGCGAGGUGCUGUUGGAUGUCUGCCAAAGGAGGCACUUUCUAAGAGGGGACCAGCAGCAGGCACUCACCUGGCACUCUUACCUGAGGGGCUGCCAUCCCGGCUUUGGGCCUCUGGGGGUGGAGCUGAGGAAGAACUUGGCAGCUCAGUGGUGGGCCUCUGUGGUGGCUUCCAGGGAGCAAGUGUUUGCAGUGGAUUCCCUACAUCAUGCUCCAGGAGCUGGCAUGCUUCCAGCAGGGGAAGCUUUCAGGCUGAUACAGGUUGGAGCCCUGCGUGACCUCUUCCAGAAUACAGAAUUAAACAAAGAGCAGAUAGUUGCCUCUAUGGAAAACGUGCUGGGGAUGUCUGGGAUGCUUCGAGAAGAUCUUCUUCAUGGUGCUCUUGAGCAAUAUAUUAAUUGUCUAGAACUGGUAAACAAGAGGUUGCCAUAUGGACUGGCUCAGAUUGGAGUAUGUUUUCAUCCUGUUCCGAACACUGAGCAUCAAAAUGACAACAUCGCAAGAAUAGGCGAAAGGACAGUGUCUUCCCUUGUAUGGUUUAGCUCCGCCAGAACUGCGGGACAGUGGCUUGAUUACUGGUUACGCCAGCGACUCCAGUGGUGGAGAAAGUUUGCAAUAGGCCCAUCCAACUUCAGCAGCAGUGACUUUCAAGAUAAAGAGGGAAGAAAAGGAAAUAAUUUGUACUACAGCUUUCCUUGGGGAAAGGAACCAAUAGAAACGUUGCAGAGUCUAGGAGAUAAUGAAUUGUUACAAAUGUAUCCAGGGGAUAAAUCAAAAUUACAAGGCCGAGAUGGAAGAAAGAAUAUUAUUCCUCAUGUGCUCUCUGUGAAUGGCAAUCUGGACCAAGGAGUGCUAGCUUAUCUUUGUGACUCUCUGCAGCUCACAGAGAGCUCUCUAUCAAGAAAGAAAACUCUUCAGAGAAAGGUACUUAAGCUACACCCUUGUUUAACACCAAUAAAAGUUGCUUUGGACAUGGGAAGAGGCCCAACAAUGGAGCUGAGGCAGGUAUGCCAGGGGCUGUUUAACGAAUUAAUAGAUAAUGGAAUUUCUGUGUGGCCUGGAUAUCUUGAAACCAUGCAGAUGCCUUUGGAGCAACUCUACUCAAAGUAUGAUGAGAUGAGUGUCCUCUUCACAGUCUUGAUCAGUGAUGCUACUCUGGAGAAUGGCGUGGUUCAGCUAAGAAGCAGAGACACCACCAUGAAAGAAAUGAUGCACAUCUCUCGACUGAAGGACUUUGUUAAAAAGUACAUUACAGCAGCUAAAAAUGUAUAAAUGAAAACGUCUCUAAUAAAAGGAAUUUUGUAUCUUUGUGUUUGCAUUGAUUUCCAAACAAAAUCAGUGGCCCAGAUGGAGUACAUGUCAGGAAUUCUGAUGAGUCACAAUACCGUACUGUUUGCUAGAGAUCGGUUGUUCUUAUUUAGAUGAGUGGGGAAAUACUCAUGACGUCCUUCAAAACCAGUAUUGAUAAAGCUUUGUAAUGCGCCCAUUUGCUAUUAAAUCCAAAUCCUCCUAUGAAGAUCUUUCAACUUACACUGAAGAAAGAGACAAAACCAGAUCUAUCCUCCAUAAGCAGGGGAGGCAAAUCACUAAUCAUGUUUGGCUGCCAAGUCUGCCAGUUUGAGAUAAGGGUAAGCUUUGCUGGCUGUGGAAGUUUUCUAAUUGGUAGUCUCUUCAAAUGAACGUUAUUAGCCCUCAUCUGCCUCUGAUGGAUAGAUCUGGUUUUGCUUCUUUUUGCAGUGCAGACUCAAAGGCAUGUUCUAGAGAAUUUGGUCUCCUGUAGGAAAGGAUAUUUUUAGUAAAUUGAGUAAGUUUUCGGUGGUUGACAGUCUAGAUAAUACUGAGAUAUAGUGACAAAUGUAGGAAGAUAAACAGGGGAGUCAAUACAUAAGAUUUUAAAAAACUUAAAUGUGGAAAAGAUCACUUGAAAAGUAAGACUGUUGGAAUGCAUUGUUUUUAGAGAAUGGAAGCAUGCGUUAGGUGAAUGUUUCUCCAUAUUGUUUCUGUUCUCCAGUUAAGUCUUCUGACCACUAUGAUUUCUUGUUU
Pelodiscus sinensis (Chinese soft-shelled turtle) is the source of this 2655-nucleotide messenger RNA. RefSeq names its product DNA polymerase gamma 2, accessory subunit (gene POLG2). The record is from RefSeq and is a predicted model, not a curated record. Gene Ontology annotation, cellular component: mitochondrion; cytoplasm. Gene Ontology annotation, biological process: mitochondrial DNA replication. NCBI's taxonomy places the organism in Eukaryota, Metazoa, Chordata, Testudines, Trionychidae.